UUCCUGCCUGAACACGCCGCUGAUUGGACGCCCGCGUGUGCUACCCUACACACCGCCUGUAAUCGGAUACAGUGUUAUACAUUUGCCGCCCAAUAUUCGUACGCAGCUCGCGCAAAAGAGGAAAUUCAAAGACUGGCUUGCCGUCGACUGUAAUACAGCAGCUCUCCUCGCGCGGCGGUGAUAAUAAACGCACAGGACCGUUGCUGCUGCUGCUGCUGCUGCUGCUUCUGCGUUGCGACUUGCGUUGUGCUCGAGUGUGGUUCAGUCCUGACUGGUGCGCGGAUCGUCAUUGUCUCGCUCUCGAUUCUAUCCACAUUAUUGGACGUGAUUUGACCGUGUGAAUUUGUGCAAUCAUCGACGGAUUUUUUUUUGGUGACGCUCGGUUGACGAAUAUCGGCAACAUUUCUCGUAUAAGAUCGAGGGGAUCGGUGCAUUCAGCACUACGUGUAAAUCGAUCGGGUACAGAUUCCAAGAUGGUUCAUUCAUCUUAUUCGCCGUAUAUUUCUUGCGGCGACGAUUAUCUGAGUCAGUUCAGCGGGCAUGGAAGCUAUGGCGAUAAUACCGAAUUGACAUCGGUGCUAAAAGUAGCUGCGAGUGAAUACAUGAGAUGCUUGGACGGUACAGAGACAAAAUGGACUGUUCCAUAUACGUAUUAUAAAAAAGCUAAGGGAUUAGCUAACAUUUUAAAUGUUGAUCGAACAACAGAUAACUUGAUCAAUUAUCUCCUUGGCUUCUGUCUCAAUCAAUUUGCAGUGACGCUGGAUGACUUUACUGAAGCAGUACAGACUCUCGAAUCUAUAGAUAUAGAUUUUGUUCAAAAAUUUCCAGCCGUGUAUGCGGUCCUAGCUGAACUACAUUGCAAACUGUGCAGACAUGAUUAUGCUCUUUACUACUUGAAUGAGGGACUAAGCUUCCUUAAGAAAUUAGAUGAAUUAAAUAUUUUUUAUUUACCUGAAACAAAAAUAGUUCUGAAAGAUAAUGGUCGCGAUAAUAAAAUUUGGGACUACAUAAAAGAAAAAUGUUCAAAUUUUCAAAUGCCAGAUUAUGUGUGUGUUCAUUCAAAAUGUAAUAACAUAACUAAGCCAUAUACCACACCAAGUAAACAAAUCUACUUCAAAGAUCCAGCAUUUAGCGACAUAAUACAAGUACAAUGCUCUCAUGAUCCACCAUGUUCUCUCUAUUUUCAUAAACCUUGUUGGUUUUUAGAAAAGGAAAAGCAUUGCUUGUAUCAUCAAACAGAUGAGAUGAUAAUAGAUAAUCACAAUGUGCCUUGCCUGAAUAUAAAUUGUCAAAGUGAUCCAAAACCAUCAGUGAUCAACUCUAUAGGCGUUAUGAAUGCAAAAGGAGAUAUAGUAUUUGAAUUAAAAUAUCCACGUUCAAACACAUCAAAAAAAAUUGCAGAAAAGCUUUCCAAGAAUCAUGAAGCAAAGGAUCACUCUGUUCUUGAUGUAUCGAAAGGGGCCAUUAAAAAAGACUUCACGGGAUUAAACACUCUAAAAAACUCUGCAGGUCGAAAAAGUGACGAUUUGUUUAAACAGGAAGUUGAAAAAUUUGGGGUUCAAGAUUAUAAUCCAUUUAGAAUCAACAACCGACAUUCUGACAGAAUGAAUAGAGUAGUUGUGGUGAAAGAAGGAGUAGAGCCAAAGCUCAAAGUUACGAAUCGCGAAACCGAAUUCUUAUUUUCUUUUUUCCAUGAAAUGAUAUCGAAGAAUGUUGGAACUACUUGGGUAGAAGUAUAUGAUGAGUAUAUGAAAAUACAAGAUAAUUUUUUAAAAAAACCAACAGAAGAUAUAAGAGAUUUUUUACUAUCAACUGAGGCAUUUGAAGAGACUCCUUUGGAUAUAACUUCAAGUGAUGCAACAGUGAAUGAGACAAUUGAGAGCAUAAUGAGUACGCUUGCAGCACACAAUGAGCGUCAUAAAGAAAGAAGUUCAGCCAAUGCUUAUUACGAUUUAUUAGAUGAUGAAAACCAUAUUGUUCAAUCUAAUCAAACAUCGAUCAAAUCACCAAAGGAUAAAACAAAAAAUUCGUGUGUCGAAACUUUUAAUUUUCCUGAUUCUGAUGAGUUUAAAGCCAGUGAUAAAGAUUACUUGGAAAAAAUAAUAAAUCAUUCCAAAAGUAUGGAAGUGGAACUGCAGGAGCAAAUUGAAACAAAUGCACAUUUGGGUCAGAUGGUACGUCAACAAGCUGCGCAAAUUGAGCACUUUGAAACAGAGCGGCAAGAUUUGUGGGAUAAGAUAGAAAGUCUUUCUAAAGUCAUAUCUGCAUCAACAAAUUUGAAAAAAAAAUAUGAUCAAAUCAACCAGGAAAACUUGCGACUCAAGCAAGAACUUCUUCAAAUGACAUUGGAAGUCAAAAAAUCAAAAUUAAAUGAUUUAUGUCAGGAUCAAUAUCCUAGUAAAAUUGAUGAAAACAAAAGAAAAGAAAUUCUCGCUAAUUUUCAAGAAGAAUUGAAAAUUAUUCGAGAUUCUUUAAAUAAUGAAUGGAACCAAAAAUAUUCUGCUUUAGAAAACUCUCAUAAGACAUUGAAGGAAACACAUAAAAGUCUCGUUUCUAAAUACAUUGACAGCAGAUUUGCAGAAAGGAAAAAUUUGGUUUAUGGUAUAAUUCAACAAAGCUACGAUGCAACAGCUAUUAUUAGUAAAAUAAACAAUUGGAUGAAGCAGAAAAUGCGAAUCACUAACUUCAUCAGCAUAUCAAUGUGGAACAAAAGAAUUGAACUAUUAAAUGACACUCUUAACAACGACAAGAAAAGGUACUCUACUAUCAAAACAGAGUUAGCAGCAGCAUCCGAAGAAAAUGUGAAUAAUUUUACAGAAAUCAUAUUUCCAUUAUUACCUGUAUCACCUCCAGAGCAUAUUGCAAAUUUUGUACUUGGAGCUCUUGAUAGAUUUUAUUCCCAUCAAUGUUUAAUUGUACAAAAUUUAGUAUCGGCUUAUCAACCGCAAAUUCCUUACCCCAUACCUUAUCAAAAUUAUUGGUAUCGACAACCGUUUAUUCGUCCUGCUAUGCAAUAUCCUCAGAGACAACAAGAAAUAUCUAAUUACCAGCAAGUUCCAGAGCAAUCUCAAACAUCUGUUGAUAUAAUUGAUGUGACUUAUCAGAGACAUUCUCCUAAGCCUUUGGCAGAAUCAAAUUGGAAUUCAAUUACAAACUAUGAAACAUUAACAGACAAAGCAACUAACGUCAUUGAUGAUUCUGAAAUAAAUCAUUCUGUUAAUAUAGCAAAUACAUCAGUAGUUAAUCUAUCAGAUUCUACGUCACUGAAAGAUUCUUUUAUAACUGAAUCAGUUUCAAAUAAAUCAGCUUCUGAACAAUUGAACACUGAGUCAGCUCAUAAAUCGGUUGACACUAAAUCAAUUACUGAAAUAGUGAACACUGAAUUAGUUAAUGAACCUGUGAACACUGAAUCAGUCACUAAACUAGUAAACAAUGAAUCAGUGAACACUGAAUCAGGUUCUGAUCUAGUGAAAAGUCUUGAGCAAUUAAAUAUUGAAUCAGUAAAAGUUCAAACAGAAAGCAAAUCAAUGAAUGAAUCAAUAAACGAAUUAAAUGAAAGUCAAUUAGUUACGGACGUGAUCAAUACGCAAAUGAGUAAGGAUACAGUGACAGAAUUAAAAAGCACAAAAUCAAUGACGUACCUCGGAAAAUAUGAGCUUAAUAAUAAUUCUAUCAAAACGCAAAUUGAAACAAUCAGAGACGAUAGAUCAGAUACAACUAACAAUACAUUCAGGUCAGCCGUCAGUUCACUGACAACCGUUAAAAGAAAAGUAGGAUUGGAAAAACUAAUCUUAAUAAUGAGGAAAAAAUACUCAGAUAUCCCAAAAGUUGAUUUGAUUGAAGUUAUUGCGAAAAUUCGUGAAAAAAAUAAUGAUUCAUUAUCAGGAUUAUCAAUCAAUCAGAUUUUCAGAGAAGCAGAUGAUCUGUUGCUUCGAAGACAUAGACUACAUAUGCUGCAAUAUGAUGUGUUGAAUAGUGAAGAACGAUCGGAUGAUAUCAAUUCCAACAAUGUGGCAAAUAUAUCAAUUCCUUCGGAAAUUUCUUUUGCAGUGUCAUGAAAAAGAUUGGUUUCAAAUGUAAUGGCUUCGUCUUUUAAGUAUAACAUUAAGAUGAUACUCUACUCUUAAUCAAUAGUUGUUGGUUCAAGAUUGUUUUUUUUUACCUGUUUUCUAUGUUGAACUAUAAAAAAAUAUUUACAUCUAGUAUUAAUUAUAAUCUAAUAUCUAGCAUGAGAAUUUGUAAUACCUAGACUUGAAUAAAUACUGCAUUUUUCAAGUAAAGUUAAA
Trichogramma pretiosum is the source of this 4286-nucleotide messenger RNA. RefSeq lists its product as uncharacterized. The transcript has 20 exons. The coding region runs from base 474 to 4058 and encodes 1194 amino acids. The record is from RefSeq and is a predicted model, not a curated record. NCBI's taxonomy places the organism in Eukaryota, Metazoa, Arthropoda, Insecta, Hymenoptera, Trichogrammatidae.